AUGAAUAUUUUUCUUUAUAUUUUAGGUGCAGAUGAAACCGAUGCAUCUUAUGAUGAUCCAACCGAAGAUAAUAAACAAACACAAGAGACAACCACCGUUGCUGAAAAUGCUAACGAUAAUGAAGAAGAUGAUGCUAUUGAUGAGGGAGAUGAUAAAACAACAACAACAACAAUAAUAACAACCACAAAGGCAGCGAGUGAUGACACAGAAGACACAUCAGAUGAUGUUGCAUAUUAUGAUGAUCCUGAUCAGGACGAAGGACGUGCAACUCCUGAAGUACCACCCAUUCCACAUCCGACAAAAUCUACCCAACCAUCACGAGUUGAACUUCGUGUAAUUGUCAACCCAGCAGUUCUUCAUGUUCAACGUGGUCAAACAGUUGAAUUAACUUGUAUUGUUUAUGGCGGUGAUUCAAGUACAAGUAUUUACUGGAUUCAAGAAGAACCUGAGCGACGUUAUGCUGUAUUAGAUCCAGCUCGACCAAACGAUAGACAAGUAACAGGAUCACAAAUUACUUCAACAGCACAUAUUACACUUGAUGAUCCAAGUAAAAUUGGCAAAUAUACAUGUAUGGCACAAGAUAGUGCUGGAAACAGUGGUUCAGCUGUUCUUGAUAUGCAAGAAACUAAUGGUGGUUAUCCUCCACAACCUCAACCUCAACCUCAACCUCAACCUCAACCGAGUGAUCGAGGAGCUUUACGUAUUGUUGCACCAGAUAUGAGUGAAGGUGAUUUUAUUGAAAUUCAAUGUGAAGGUGCAGCACCCCAAGAUGAAUCACGUAUUCAAUGGUACUUCAAUAAUCGACUUAUUACUGAUGAACAACCACUUUAUCCACGUGGUAAAACUCUUCAUAUUCGACCAAUUUCACGAGCAUAUUUGGGCAAUUACCGUUGUUCUAUUCCUGGCAGUGGUUAUAUAGAUGCUAAUAGUGUUUUAACAUUCGCAGGAAUAGGACCAUUACCAGUUCACCCUGUUCAACCAACUGGUGAAUGCGGUAUUAAUGAAGCACACUGCCGUAAUAAUCGAUGUAUCCCUCGUGCAUUUGUCUGCGAUGGUAAAGAUGAUUGUGGUGACAAUAGUGAUGAAUCAUGUGGACCAGCUGAUGGAAGUGGUUCUGAUGUAUGUCAACCAAAUGAAAUUCGCUGUUCAAGUCCUAAUCGUGGAAGAAAAUGUGUUCAGAAAUUUUGGAUGUGUGAUGGUGAUCGUGAUUGCGAUGAUGGAAGUGAUGAACAACAACAUUAUUGUGAAUUACUUCCACGACAACGUUAUUGUAAACCAAGUGAAUUUCAAUGCCAGGGUGCUAAUGAUUCAUAUGGAAAUCCAGUAUGUGUUCCACGAUCAUUUCAAUGUGAUGGUUAUAGUGAUUGUCCUGAUCGUUCGGAUGAAGUUGGUUGUACUAAGCCGACAAUUAUUUCACCACCACAACGUCAAAUUCAAGUCAAUGCUGGUGAAACAUUAACUAUUCAAUGUACUGCUCGUGGUUCACCAGCACCAUAUAUUAAUUGGCGUCUCAAUUGGGGACAUAUUUGUGGUGAUGGUUCUGAUAAUGGACGUUGUACAAUGGCACAAGCUUUAGAUCCAAAUGAUCCAACAGUGGUUAUUGGUACACUUACAGUUCGUAAUGUCAAUCAAAGGGAUGCUGGUGCUUAUUCAUGUGAAGCUCUUAAUAAUCAAGGUUUUACUUUUGCUAUUCCUGAUGCUAUUGUUCAUGUUAUUAUUGAUCAACCUCCUAGACCAAUAGCACCAGCAUGUAAUUGUCAUGGUCAUUCUUCAUACUGUACACCAGAUGGAAUAUGUCAAAAUUGUCAACAUAAUACAGCUGGUCAACAAUGUGAAUAUUGUGCUUCAGGUUAUCAAGGAGAUGCUCGUCGUGGAACACCAUACGAUUGUGUAUUAGUACCAGUUCCUAGUCCACGUUGUGAUCCAUCUGGUACACAUAUGGAACGUAAUGGUCGUUGUGUUUGCAAAUAUAAUGUUCAAGGUGACCGAUGUGAUCAAUGUAAACGUAGUCAUUUCUAUUUAAAUCCAGUAACACCAAAUGGUUGUGUACCAUGUUUUUGCUCGGGUGUAUCAAGUGAUUGUGGACCUACGGAGUGGCGACGACAAGCUACACCACUUCCAUUAAAUAAUUGGAGUGCUGUACCAAAAAAUUUUGCUACUGAUCCAUAUGAAGUACGUGAUCGUAUUCAACAACGUCAUGGUGGACAUGAAAUAGCUCUUGAUCAAAGUUCAUUAGGUCGAUCAAAUAAUGAAGUACUUUAUUGGAAAGCACCAAGAGAAGUUCUUGGUGAUUUUGUUACAUUAUAUGAUGGUAAUAUUGAUAUACAUUUUACUAAUGAUGGUAAUGAAAAUGAAGCACCAAGUAAUGAUGAAUUAAUUUGGUUACGUGGUAAUAAUAUUGAUCUUGUUCAUAAACUUCCUAAAACACAACGAUUUCAAGCAAAUCGUAAUGCUACUUAUUCGGUACCAUGUAAUGAGAGAACAUUUACACGUAAAGAUGGUACACAUAUUGAUCGAGAAAAUAUUCUUAUGGCUUUAUCUGAUUUGGAUACUUUACUUAUUAAAGUAAAUCCAAUUGGUGGUCGACGUAAAGCUGCUCUUCGUGGUGUUACUUUAAAUCCUGCUAAACCUGAUGGUUAUGCUGAUCCAGCAUUAACAGUUGAAUCAUGUCGUUGUCCAGCUAAUUAUACUGGUACAUCAUGUGAAAAAUGUGCUGAAGGUUAUGGUCGUCCACAUCCAUUAGUUGGUAUUUAUUUGGGUCAAUGUUGGUCUUGUCGAUCAGUAUGUCAUGGACGAGCAGAUCAAUGUGAUCGAGAGACUGGCAGAUGUUUUAAUUGUCAAGAUAAUAGUGAAGGUGAUCGAUGUGAACGAUGUCGUGCAGGUUAUAUACUUGAUGAUCGAUCUCAUCAAUGUGUACAAGAUGGCUAUUAUCAACCAUAUCCACAACCACAACCACAACCCCAACCACAACCAGAACCAGAACCAGAACCAGAACCACCAGAAGAUACUGUUGGACGAGGUACAUAUUAUCUCGAUCAAAGACCAUGGGAUCCACGUAAUCCAACACCAUUAACUAUUGUUUUGGAUGGUAAUCAACCAGAACAACGUCUUCCACUUCAAGUUCAACAUAUCGAACCACAAUCGAUUGUAUGGGGUCGUACUGAUGGUGGUCCAUUACCAGCAAAUGUUGUUCAAGAAGGUUCUGAUCUUGUCUUUCGAAAUCCAUCACAGGACCAAGCUGGAAAUUAUAUUGCCACAAUAACUCAUCCUAAUGGUCAUACUGAACGUAUUCCUGUUUAUGUAGAUUAUCGUCCAGGACAAUGGAACUAUGAUCAUCAACAACCAGUAUUUAGUCCAGCAAGUCCAUUAUCAAUUAAUGAAGGUACAAAUCAAUUUAUUCAACCUCCAAAUGACUUUAAUAGAGCUCAUUGUACACGUGCUGAUGGACAACCACUUCCAUCAGGUAUUCAACAACAUGGUAAUGGUUUACAAAUUAGUAGUGCACAUCCUGAUCAUUCGGGUACUUAUUAUUGUGAAUUAUAUACAAAUGACGGUAGAACAGUUCGUGUUCCAUAUGAAAUUCGUGUACAACCUAGUCAACAACAUCCAUCAGUAGUUGGUACUCCACCAAGAGUAAGUAUUCGCCCACAAACAAUCAACUUGAAAGAAGGUCAACGUAUGAUUGUUCAAUAUACAGUUGCUUCACAGGAUCCAAUUGAAGUCACUUGGAAUAAAUUAACUGAUCAAGGUUAUCAACCAAUUCCAUCAUUAUUUUCUGUUGAACCAAAUCGUCUUGUUCUUCAUCGUGCUACACCUGAAUCAGCUGGUACUUAUCAAGUUACUGUACGUAAUAUACAUGGUGAAGAUCGACAAAAUCUAAAUAUUAAUGUCCAACCAAGACGUGGUGGUCAUCGUGGUCAACAAGCAGGUGCACCACAAAUUAAUCUUCAACAAGAACAAUAUGAAAUUGGUCGUGGUGAAAGACUUAAUAUAGCACCAAAUAUUUAUGGUGCAAAUGGAGGAACAAUCACAUGGUCAAAAGAUGGUUCAACAAAUUUACCUAAUGGUGUAACUGCACAUAAUGAUGGUACAUUACAGAUUGAAGGUCAAUCAGAUGAUGUUAUUGGACCAUAUACUCUUGAUGUAGCUAAUGCUCAUGGUCGUACAUCAAAAAAUAUUAAUGUUCGAUGGAAAGGAACACUUAAACAUGAUCAACAAGAUAGUAAUGGUCACGAUCAUGAAGGUUCACGUAGUUAUAUUGAUGUUCGUCUUUUAUCACGUGAUGAUAUAAACAGUCUUCAAGUUGGACGUGAUAUUCAUUUACAUUGUGCCGUUCAUGGAAGUGUUGAACGUCCAUAUGAAUAUACAUUUACAAAAGACGGUCAAGCAUUACAACAUAAUGUUGAAGUACAUCCAAAUGGUGAAUUAAUUAUUCGUAAUGCUCAAGCAAGUGAUGCUGGACGUUAUCGAUGUGAAGUUGCUUUUCCACGUGCACAUGACGCUGGAACACGACAAAGUACUUAUGAUCUUCAAUUUGCAGGUGGUUCAGUAGGAGAUUAUGAACAAGGUCAGCAAUAUGAAGGUGAACAAGGUCAUCAACCUGGACAUGAACAAGGUCAUCAACCUGGACAUCAACAAGGUCAUCAACCUGGACAUGAACAAGGUCAGCAAUAUGAAGGUGAGCAAGGUCAUCAACCUGGGCAUGAACAAGGUCAUCAACCUGGACAUGAACAAGAUCAUCAACCUGGACAUGAACAAGAUCAUCAACCUGGACAUGAAGAAGGUCAUCAACCUGGACAUGAACAAGGUCAACAAUAUGGACGUGAACAUGCUCAACCAUCUGAUUAUGUUGAUGUGACUGUUGAUCCACCCGAAGUAACUCUUUCACGUGGUGAAAAGGCAGCAAUCGCAUGUCGAGUUAACGGUGUUGAUCAAUAUGAAGUGAUAUGGAGUAAAUAUGGGCAUGAUACAAGUCUUCCAAGUUAUGCACAUCAAGAAGGAAAUAAUGUUAUCGUAGCACCAACGAAUGAUUCACCUGCUGAACAAUUAUACUUGCAAUGUCAAGUUAAUGUUCCAGGUCGUGCUCAACCAUCUCAAGCUUAUGCAUCGGUCAAUAUUCGUAAUGGAGAUGAGUCGACUAUUCGUCGUAAACCGACAUUAUUAAUUGAACCAUCGACACAUAUUCGAAUAUCAAAAGGAGACAAAUUGCGUAUAAAAUGUUUUGAUCCAUAUGAAACUUAUUCAACAACAAUUAGUUGGUUUAGGAAAGAUAUUACAUUGAUAAUAUUAUCAAAUCAACAUUCAAAUGGUAUUCUUGAUUUUGAUUUCGUAUCAGAUUCAGAUAUUGGUCAAUAUGUCUGUCGUGGUGAAAAUCAAGCUGGUUAUACUGAAGAAAUAGUUACAGUUGAGGUUACUGGAUUUCCACCUUCUAUUAUCAUUUUACCAAAGGUAACUAAUCGAUAUCUUCAAGUACCAUACUAUUCAACUCAAACUAUCGAAUGUUUAAAUGAAGAUAAUAGUAUACCAGUAGAUAUAACUUGGCGUCGUGUAGAUACUAAUGAUUUGGAUGUAUCAAAAACAACAAGACUUUUUCCAUCAAAUAUGCCUUUAGAAUUUAAACAUAGUGGUACAUAUAUAUGUAUUGCUACAAAUCCAUAUGGUUCUACUUCAGAAACUAUUACUAUUGAUGUUCAACAAAUACCACAUGACAUUUCAAUUGAUAUUGAACCUACAAAUAUAUUUUUAAUUAAUAGUGAAGUACGUUUUAAUUGUAGAUUACCACAAUCAAAUGAUAUUUGGUGGUCAUCAAUAAAUCAUUAUCAACGAGAAAAUAAUCCACUUACAUUUCAUGUAGGAUCAAAUUAUAUUAAUAAAAAAUUUAUUUGUCAUGCAAAAGAUAUUAAUGGAAAAUUACAUAGAAAAAUAAUUCGUAUUCAACGUUAUUCAGCAGAAUAUUUAAUCGCAGUUGUUAGUAAUGAUGAAGUUCAAAGAAGUUUAACAACUAAUCAACGAAAAACAAAAACACCUAAAAUUCAUAUUAGAUUAAUUACUGCUCGAACGGACAUUAAAGCAGGUGGAAUUGUUGAAUUACAUUGUUAUGUUGAAGAUAUUUUACCUAAUAAAGUAUCUUGGUCAUUUCAAUCAGGUUCAUUACCAAGCAAUACACAUGUAACAAAUGAUGGUCAUUUAUUAAUUUUUGAUUUUAAUACAGACAAUCUAGGAACAUAUACUUGUUCAGCAGAAACUUCUACUAAACAUCUUUCACAAUCAAUUGAAUUUCAACCAAAUGAUAUAUCUAAUAAUAAUAAUAAUAAUAAUAAUAAUAUAAAACCAUCACUUUCAUAUCAAAUCUAUUCAUCACGUUCGGAUUAUCGUAUUGGUGGACGUCUUCUUAUUGAAUGUAUUUCUUCAGAUCCUAAUCUUUCAAAAUUAUGGAUAAAAAAACAUGGAAAAUUAAAUAAAAAUAUAUCUGAAACUUAUCUUUUUAUGAAUAAAUUAAAUCGAAAAAAUAUUGCUCAAUAUCAAUGUUUAUCAUCAAAUGAAAAUCAACAAUCAUCAAUUAAUUUUAAGAUUACACAUUCAAAUAUUCUUUCUCAUAGAUUACCAUUAGAUAAAACUUCAAAUCUUCAUAUUGAAUUUCUUUCAUCAAUAAAUCAAAUAAAACUUGGUGGAAAUAUUCUUAUUAAUUGUUCAUCAUCUAAUCAAACACCAGUACAAUGGUUAUUAACUAAACAAAUAGAUGGAAUAAUAAUAAAUAAUUCUUAUCUUCAUAUUCCAAAAUUUUUACAUAAUCAUUUUGAUUAUUAUCAUUGUAUAAAUCAUAAUGAACGAAAAAAUUUAGUUUUAUCUCCAAGUUUAUUUGAAUUACUAGCAAAUUUUAAUUUAAAAAAACCAAAACCAAUUAAAUAUAAUAAAUCUUCUAUUGAAAUUAUUGAAGGAAAAUAUAUUGGAGAUAAUAUUACUUUAAUAUGUCGAAUAGGACGAGAUAUUUCACAAGGAAAAGUAGUUUGGUCAAAUGUUCCCAUAGAUAAAAAUCAUUUUUAUAUACGUGGUCCUCGUUUAGAAUUUCGUCCAUUUAAAUUAGAACAUCAUAAUCAAUACAAAUGUCUUAUUAAAUCAAAACUAUCAAAUGAAAUUUUACGUACACUAACAUUUAAUACACAGUCAAAUAUUUACGAACAAAUAGAUAGAAAACCAAAAAUGAAUUUAACAAUUGAUACAUCACAUUUAUUGGAUAAUGGUGAAUUAAGACUUAUUUGUAGUACAGAUAAUUUAAAUAAAUAUCAUCAAUGGACAUUUGAUGAUCAAAUACCAAGAUCAAAAAUUCAUUAUGAAUUAUUAAUGAAUGAUUAUACAUCAAUUAUGAUAAUACCGGAUUUUGAUCUUGAAGUUGAUUUAGGAAAAUAUGAAUGUUCAACAACAAAUAUCUAUGGUACAACAAUGAGAUUUAUUAAUAUUGAUAAAGAUUUAUUGAAAUCAGACUGA
This is a messenger RNA of Rotaria sordida, 7485 nucleotides long. The record is from the annotation of a GenBank genome assembly. NCBI's taxonomy places the organism in Eukaryota, Metazoa, Rotifera, Eurotatoria, Philodinida, Philodinidae.